Diutina rugosa is the source of this 327-nucleotide messenger RNA. RefSeq lists its product as uncharacterized. NCBI's taxonomy places the organism in Eukaryota, Fungi, Ascomycota, Pichiomycetes, Serinales, Debaryomycetaceae. The transcript has a single exon. The record is from RefSeq and is a predicted model, not a curated record. The coding region runs from base 1 to 327 and encodes 108 amino acids.
AUGCCCAUCGUGGUGGAGACCCCUCCCAACCCCAACCUACGGCAGCUUAACAAGCUCGCCCACGACCCCAUCCUGUUCACCCUGUUCACGCUGCUGGCGAAGCAAGGCGCCGCCGUCUCCACCGGCUAUUGGAUGGUGCUCCAGAUCUGGCGCCUCGUCACGGUGUACGUGGUGCCCAAGAAGUGGCAGGUGUUCUGGUGGAGCGCGUUGGGCACCGCGGCGUUGGUGCUGGCGUACGUGUACAUUGCAUUCCCGCUUAACGCCGACGACGACGACACUGGCCUCGAACGAAGGAUAUUCGACAAGAUCUACCACGAUGAAGACUGA